This is a messenger RNA of Candidula unifasciata, 7323 nucleotides long. NCBI's taxonomy places the organism in Eukaryota, Metazoa, Mollusca, Gastropoda, Stylommatophora, Geomitridae. The record is from the annotation of a GenBank genome assembly.
AUGGUGGCUGCAGGAAGCCAUCAUUCUGUCUUUUUGCUGACCAGUGGUCAAGUCUUUACUUGCGGGGAUCACCAGAAAGGAUCACUGGGACGCAAUGGCCUGGAUGAGUCCCCAGUGAAGAGCAAGAACAUCCCCUGGUACACUGUGCCUGGCCCAGUGCCCGGUGUUGGUGCCAAAUAUGGCCGGCGGGCUACCUGGGUUGGUGCCAGCGGCGACCAGACUAUCAUGAGGAUUGAUGAAUCACUCAUUAACGCUCACACUUUGGCGAGGUCAAACAUCUUUGCCAGCAAGACUUGUAUAGGUCUUAUCCCCAGAGGAGAAGACAAUGCUCGGGCGAUGAAGUGCCUCAUGAUCAGCAAAACUGAUGGAAGCUGCAAAAGUUUUUCUGGGGAGGAACAGGAGGACUUGAGCAACCAGGCUGUGUGUCUGGACCCAGUCUAUGAUGUUCUCUGGGGGUACAACCCAAAGACCCAAGAGAUUCGCUGCUACAAUGUGAUGAUCAGUGAAGCUCAUGACCUGAAGAAGAUUGAUCCUGGCUACUGCGAUAUCUUCAGCCCAGAACUAGCCGUGCCCACAAGAAUCGGCUGCCAGGCUACCCGCUCACACUGUGCACUGCACAUGCUGGGCUGCCUGGACACUUUGACCAUCGCCAACCAGUUGAAGCUGCAGGUGGUGGAGGAGUCCCGGGAGAAGACUUCCAUUAGCAAGAUCUACAGCAAAGACGACUACAGUGUGGUCAACAGGUUUGAAAGUCAUGGUGGCGGCUGGGGCUACUCAGGACAUUCGGUAGAAGCCAUUCGCUUCAUGUGUGACACGGAUGUUCUGCUGGGUGGGUUUGGCUUGUUUGGUGGUCGAGGAGGCUAUCUGGGCAGAAUCAAGCUGUACGAGCUCGGCCUGGACGGAGGGGAGAACGAGGGAGACGGAGAGCUGCUGGCUGAGACCGAGGAAACCCAGUUUGUUUGUGGUGCCAGAGAGAAGUAUGCCAUGCUGUUUGACGAGCCCAUCCCCAUCCAGGCCAACUACUGGUAUGUAGCCUGGGCCCGAAUCUCAGGCCCCAGCUCUGACUGUGGAGCUAAUGGCCUGUCCACGGUUCAUACAGACGACUCGGUGGUAUUCAAGUUCAAAAGCUCAAGAAAAUCUAACAAUGGGACAGAUGUCAAUGCUGGACAAAUUCCACAGCUUCUCUACAAGCUGCCCCCAAGGGACAGUCCAGCUGUGACCCGGAAGGCUGACCAGAUAGACCCAGCCCACAUCCUCAGUCCUGAGUUCUCACACACAGUGACACCACAAAGCCUGGAGGCUCUCUUGAAACUGCUAGAAAACAGCUGGUCUGCCCUGCAUGCCACAGUGCCAACUUCUACAGGGUUCAAAGGUGAACAGGAAGAGAUCCUUUCUGAGCUGCAGAGAAUUGUUUUUAUCUCCAGAGCCUGCCUGAGACUUCUCCGAACUUACGUGGCAGACAUCUACCCAGAUGGAGUUAUCAAGAGAAGAACGCCCCCAGAGUCGGCUCAGCUUGCAGAACGCGUUGGGGAUGCUCGAGACCUCCUGAGGCGCAUCCUGGCUGAGGACCUGCACGUGGCCAAGAUCCGAGCCACACUCACUGAGCACCAAGGCAUGAAGCGGUACCGACAGAUGAGGGAGGAGGUCCUCAACGAAUGCCAUGCAACCUUUCGGGCCUGCUUCCAUGCCUUCUACCCGACAGGCCACCUCAAGUGGUGGUGCCUGUGCGACCUACUGUGCCAGACUGAACCUAUCAUAGAGCGACGAGGGACAGCACAGCAGAAUGGUUCAAAUGUGUUGGGAAUCAGCCGUCUGCUGGCGGCAGUCAUGGAAGCCAUGUGUCACCCAGCGGUGAAGCUGACCGCCAUCAUGCCCAUCAACUGUGAGCCGGAGACUGAGGCAGUGCUGCGGCGGCAUAGCAUGAGUAUUGAUGAUAACACCAACGCCAUGGCUCGGGUUGGGGAAAUGCACCGAUACCCCUUGCUGGCUUCACACAUGACCUGCAGAACAGAGGAAGACACCAUGCCAGCCAGUUCCCAUGUGACAUUCAAGGAAGUCCUGGAUCGUCUGCUGAUGGUCGUCUCUGUUCCUGUGAGACAACUGCUCAACAAGGAGACUCCAGCUUUCCCUCCGGCUCUUGUCGCCAACACUUGUGCUCUUCUGACCACCAUCAUUGGGGAACUUGCAGCCACGGCCAUGGGCUUAGAGAUGAGCAUCAAUGUGUCCUCACGGCCCAUGUUGGUGACCCCGAACCGCUUUAUGCGAUGCAGCAACACCUGUCAGUGGAACACAGGUAAGGGCAGCCCGGAUGGUAUUGCCUUCUCCGUGGACAAGCCUGGGAUUGUCAUGGCUGGAAUCUGUGUCUAUGGAGGUUCUGGAACUUACGAGUAUGAAGUUGAGGUGCUGAAGGAAGAGGAGAGUACCGAAGGUCAGAAACAGAGUGGCAAACCCGAAUCAUGGACCAGCCUGGAGGUCGUCAAGGGAGUCUUCACGCAGGAGGAUUGUAUGAAUGACAUUGCUGAGAUCAAGUUUGAUCGACCCUUGCCUCUCAAGGAGGGCCAGAAGUAUGCAGUGCUGCUGAAGAACAAUGGUCAGCGGACAGUGCAUGGAGACAGUGGAAUCACCAAGGUCCGCUGCUCAGAUGGAACUGUGUUCACAUUUUACUCUUGUGUCCAGAGCACCAACGGAACCAACAUCAUUCGAGGUCAAAUCCCUCAGAUUCUGUACUACAGCACACCCCAGGAAGGAGAGCCACAAACACAGAGCAGCCGCAACCUGAUGGAGCUCCUAGCCAGAAGGAAUGCUAUUGACAUCUGUGGGGCAAUCGUUCAUAUGACAACAGAACUACUGCACAGGGCACACUCACACGCUGUGGACACAGUCGGAGACAUUCUGGGCUCUUCACAUCUGUUCUCAUCCCUGCUGCCCCUAGCCCUGGCAUAUGCUGGACCUGUUGCUGUUCAAGAUCCUAGAGGCGCUGUUCAAGUCUUGAACCUGGUCCAGGAGAUUCUCCCAGCCGUCUCAGGCCUGACUCGCUCCAUGGUACCAGUUCCCAUGACCGCCAGUGUACAAGAUGGCAGCACCAGUCUCACCGGUGGUAUUGCUGACAUGGCCGCCACCACGACCACCACCAGCCAGCAUUAUGCUGUUGUGGAGAGCGAGCACCCUUACAAGCCGACCAGUGUGGUGAACUACAAAGUGGAGUUUCCUGCUUGCGUGCGGUGGAUGAUUGUUGAAUUCGACCCCCAGUGUGCCACAGGUCAACAGGAGGAUUCCCUUCAGCUGUACAUACCUUCAUACCACAUGAGCAAGGCAGGGCUGAACCAGGGUCAGGGUCAGGUUGUCACCACCAUCUCCAGCCCUGACCUUGACACCGCAGCCACUCAUUGGCCAGUUUUGAAAAAGUUUUAUGGAACUGCAGAGUGGCCAAAGUCUGCAGUUCUCUUGCCAGGCAAUGAGGUGAUCUUCUCCCUUGAAACAGCUUCUGACUACGUGAAGGAUGAGAAAGCCUCGUUCUUUGGUUUCAAGUGCCUCAUUAUAGGAUAUGAAUGGGGAGCUAAGCCAGAGGAGAGCAUUUUGAUGCUGGAAAGAGAACUGGCCUUCCUUGGUGGCAUGUGUUGUUCAGCCCUGAUGAAGAGGGACAUUCCUCUCCCGUCUGUAACAAUGGAGGAAGUUGAUGAGGAUAUGGAUAUAAUAGAAGCUGGGGCCAGAGUUGUGUUUGAGAACCACCAGAGCCUUCUGGAGAAAGGCUUUGCCCUGUCCCACACACCGACCAUCUACCAGGCUCUGGAAGGCAAUCUGCCCCUAUGCUGGCAGUCCAAUGAGCACAGCUUCCUGAAGGAUUUUGUUCUCUGUACUCCUGGCACUAGUGGUGGACGACUUGCCAGGUGGUUGCAGCCGGACUCCUACUUAGACCCCAAACAGUGUGAGAUUGAGUGUAACCGAGAUGACCUCAAAUGCAGCUGGCCAGCCGUGGUGACUGUUUAUACCAAGGACCAGUACGGAAGCUUGGUCAAUGUGCCAAACCUCAAGAUUGAAGUCAGAGCUGUUCCCAUUGACCAGCAAGACAUGGGUGAUGAUCUAAAGAAGAUGCGCAGAAUGAGCAGCCGUGCUAUUGAGGCUUUUGAUAUGACCUUUGGGGGCCACCCGACCCCGGUGUUGGACACCCCCUAUGAGCCAACUCUCAAGGACAAAGACAUGUUUCAUGCAAUCACAAUGAUGAAGGCUUAUGAAAACUACUCAUUUGAAGAGCUGCGCCUGGCCUCCCCGGCCAUCCCCCGGCCUAGUGAGAACAUGCUUGUGCGGAGUAACAAGGACGGCACCUACACAGCAAACUGGACGCCAGGCUCCGUCGGCUUCUACAACAUCGUCAUCAUCAUCGAUGGGGUCCAGUCAGGUGACGGAUUCAAGGUUGAAGUGAAGGAACCACCCCAGGGAGCUCCGCCUCCUACUGUUGUCAAGAAAACUCAGCCACCAAGACUGCGCAAGUUUGUUGCCAAGUACAGCGCCGGGUUGAGGAUUCGAAUCAGCCCAACUCUUCAGAGUGAGCAGAUUGGAGUAGUACCUCCGAACUGUGUUAUCUCAUUUGUGGAUGAGACCACCAAUGAUGAUGGCUUGUGGCUGAGGCUGUCCAGGUUCUCGCUGGCCGAGUACUGCUCUCCUGAUGAAGCUGGCGUCAGCAGGACAGAAGGCUGGUGCCUCCAGUACAACCAGCACCUAGGAAAAACGCUUCUGGUGCCGGUAGAAACUGCCAAGCCGCAGCCGAGCCACCGCAGUCCUCGGCCUCUUCCUGCUGGAGCAGCAGCCGCUGGGGCUGAGGUUGUCAGAAGAGAGAGGAGAAAUGUUGGGCACCCAGCUGGGGCCUUGUUUAUGGGGCCCCCAGUAAUCAGCAAAGGGCCGGGGACCUACAAAGUGAUCAAAUGUGGAGCUUCUGGUCACAACAUCAGGGCCAGACCUAGCCUGAGAGCACCUCCUAUAGGAAUGAUUACCAAAGGCAAGAAGAUCAAAGCCGUGGAAGAUACUAUCAACAGUGAAGGCUUGUGGAUUCGACUGUCGGAUGAGUCCGCCCACAAGUACUGCCACCCAUCGCUGGCCUCCGAAGCCUGGUCACUGGUCACAGGCAUGGACAAGGUCCAGUACAUGCAGCAUGAGUCCGAGUUCCCAUUUAGCAGUCAGGAGCAGGACCCCUUUGCUUUCAGAAGCCUGCCUCCGCAGUCGCAGCAAGGCUUCCAGUUUGCCAUGAAAGCAGCACAGUAUGCAAAUGCAUUUCCAGAUUUUUUCCCAUCUGAAGAAGCAUUUUCAAGGAGUAAAAGCAUGCCUUCGUCUGCUUUCAACUUUGGUGGAAUCACAGGAUUCCAGCCUAAAUUGCCACUUCCACGGUUUGGAGAGCCAGUGACGGAAGAGGAUCCUGUAGAGAGUUUCCCUCCUCCUCCGCCCCCUCUCAGUGUCACUAACUACAAUGAAUUUGAUAAUGAGGAUGAGGAUGAAAGCGUGGAGGAAGUCAUGCUUGAUCGGCUGCUGAGGUCACGGCAGAGAUCAGGAUCAAGCCCCAACCCAUUCAUGUCAGUGCCACCGAUACCGGCCCACCAAGUUGCCAGCCACCAGAGAACAUUUUCUCUGCGUAAAGUGUCUGACCCUGGAGUGGCGCGACUGACCCUCCAGGACAACAAGGACAUUCCUCCGGAGCUUCAGGGCGUCCCAGUCAAUGAACUUGUAAAAGCUUUAGGAGAGUCCAGAGCUAAUGGAAAUGGGCCAACUCCACAGCCUUCACCUCCAAGUUCUCCCAAGAAGGGCUCCAGAGAAGGGAGCCCCAAAUCCAGCACAGAUCGGAAAUCAUCAGAGUCACCUAGCACUGUCAGAGACUCCACCUCUGCAAAGGAGGAGCUGUACAAGACCCCGCCCAGUAGCCCUGUCCCUACACGAUCUAGCAGAGCUCCCCUGCAGAAAGUGGAUUCCUUUGACAAGUCAGACACACCCACUCCUCCAACCACACCAAUGAUGGAUAGGUCAGACAAGACAAGCCUCUCAAAACCCAAAAUCUCACCAGUAAAACCUGGAGGCAUGCCUGGAGACAAACUAGACUCCAACAUUACAUCCCUGAAUGAAAAGGAAGUCAAAACAGAACCAUUUUCAUCACCAGAUUUUACAGUAAAGGAACCUGCGGUGAAGUCAUCCCCUGAAAAGGAAAAAGCAAAUACAUUGUCAGCACCAAAAGUAGCAUCUCCAAAAUCUGAUAUGGAUGUUACAGAAACCAAACCAAAGGAUUCCCCAGAGGUAGUCCAGCGAUCUCCAGCUCACAGAGUGGAACUGAUUUCGGGAAAUAAAAAGGACAGUCCGGUUGCCGUUGUAGCUCCAACAGUAAAAUCUACGUCUGCGACAGGCAUCCGUGAUGUGCCUUCUCCUGCUGUUCUGGGCUCUAGCAGCAAUUCUGUUCUUGCAGGAGGGCUGGCUUCCAGUGCCAGGACCAGGCUUCGAUCACCACCCUACAGAGAUGACAGCCCUCUCAGGCUGGACUCAAGCAGCUCAUUUCCUGCUCUCGACGUUGUUGACGCUUGUGUUGUUGGUGCUAGUGGUGGUAGCAGCAGUGUUGGCAGCGUAGCUGGUGGUGCUGCCGCCGCCGCAGCAAGUGGAAUUAGUAGUUACAGCGGCUCUGCUCUCAAAUCCAACAUGUUCACUAUAGGAACUGCUUCUCCCAGGGAGGAUUCUUUGAGGUUGUCACCAAAAACAGCCAGAAAGGAUCGUAGCCGCUCCAGCCGAACGAAACGAGAAAGGGCAUCAUCACCGUCAUUAGCUGACAUAGUACCCAUGCAACGAUCUCGUUCAUCAUCAGCUUCUAAGAUCCUGGACAGAAAUCGAGGGGUUAAAGAAGCUCUGUCUCCGACAGCAGCAGAGUGCCUGCGAGCUGUUUUUGCUGCGUUCAUGUGGCAUGAGGGGAUUGUUCAUGAUGCUAUGGCCUGCGCUUCCUUCCUGAAGUUCCACCCUGACCUUACCAAGGAGAUGUCCAAGUUUGUGAAGGAAAAGAAACAGCAGUCAAACACGGAGCCCAAGAGGCAGCGACAUUCAACAGAGUCAAGCAAAGAUAGAAGCCACAGGUGUCGGGAUAACAUCAACGAGAGUCGCGUCAGGUUCAACCUGGAGCCUCAGUAUUCGGAUGUGGACAAGGAUAUGGUGGAGCUGCCACGGGUGGAGACUUCUGGAUCUGCUUACAGCCCCUACGCUGGAGGCGUGGCCAAGAGACCAGUGGAAAGACACAAAUCUGAAGGUGGAUCAGCCAAGUUUCAGGAGAUGGUCGAACAGGCCUCUAAACAAAACAAGGGAGAGAAG